AUGCGCCGUGUCGAACCGCCCCACUUCGCGAUGGAGAAGUUCCGUCUGGUGCAGCUAACGCAGGAGGCGCUUAAGGUGCAGUGCAAGACCGACGACCACGAGCACUGGGGAGCGCCUCUAUUAACUGUCGAGCAAUGGCAGCGAAAGGACGAAGCGCAGCGUGUCUCCCCAUUUUCCCAAGCAGGGGCACUCUACUGGGCUCUCGUGGACAGAACUGAGAAGGAUUCGUCCACGAGUGAUGCGGGUCUCGUAGCGGGUCGAGAUCUACUCUACUGUCACUGCAAGACCCUCCGUUUCGAUUGUGUCUAUCGCAAAAUCUCCGGGGAAGUAGAGCGUGGAUACUCGUAUCAAAUCAGUUCGGUCUACACACUCCCGGACUUCCGCAAGCGUGGGCUUGCGAGUUUCUUCUUGACGGAAGUGGCCAAACAAUUGGAGAAACUACCGAAACCUCUGAUCUCCGUAUUGUACUCGGACGUUGGGCCGACGUUCUACGACAAGCUUGGGUGGAAAUAUCAUCCGUCCAAGGCAGCUACGCUGGAGGUUGACCACCCUCAAAACGUUGCUACUGACGAUAGCAACGUUGAGCUGGAGACGAUGCUUCUCGACGAUAACCUGGCCAAGUUUCUGGAGGCUGAUAAUGCCCGGUUGAUAACGGAACUGUCAAGUGAAAAGUUCCAAGAGCGUAAGGCGUUCUUGAUCCUGCCGACACGCGACUCGAUCGAGUGGCAGUUCAUCAACGGCAUGCACUAUGCUCGAGUGGUAGGAUUCGACGAGCUUCCAUCAUGUUGUGGUGUCAAGGUUAACGACAACGCUUUCGUGCUUUGGUGGCACAACUUGAAGGAGUCGACGCUGUACGUCAGUCGAGCUCGAUUCCCAGAUUCCGGUGACAAUGCUGCUGCGACUACGCGUGUUUUGCUGAACGCGGCACUGCAAGAAGCACGCAAGUUCAAGCUGAAGAAGGUCGUGGUCUGGGACCCGCCGUCUGGUUUGGUGCGCGACGAAAUACGCCGUCUCCUUGAGAUUGAGGUUGCAGAGCGCAAACUUUCUCUGUCGAGUGCUACGGUGUUUCGCCGUGGGGACACUCAAGAGGCAACGACAGCUCUGCCUCUCUGGUUCUGCAACGAGAAGUAUGCUUGGGUCUAA
This is a messenger RNA of Phytophthora nicotianae INRA-310, 1143 nucleotides long. RefSeq lists its product as hypothetical. Lineage: Eukaryota; Oomycota; Peronosporomycetes; Peronosporales; Peronosporaceae. The record is from RefSeq and is a predicted model, not a curated record. Bases 1 to 1143 code for a protein of 380 amino acids. The transcript has a single exon.